UCCGAGAGGCCAACUGAAUCGCCCCAAGGUGGCCGCUCUCAGCCCCUCGGCGACCUCCCGGGCCGCACGCUCCAGGUAAAGGCCCACAAGCCCCCGGCGGCCGGCCUCCGAGCCCCGCUUCCAGGCCCUUCCGGGGGCCGCCGCCCUUUGCCCCCGGAAGUGGGCGGGAGAGGAAGCGGCUGGUGAUGCUGGAACAAACAUGGCCGCCCCGGCGUCAGUCGGCCCCUCGGGCUCCUGCCGUCCUCCGCUGGCCGCCGGCCUCCGGCUGCUGCCGCUGCUGGGGCUGCUGCAGCUGCUGGCUCAGCCCGGCCUGGGCCGCGUCCACCACCUGGCGCUCAAGGACGAUGUGAGGCAUAAGGUUCAUCUGAACACCUUUGGAUUCUUCAAGGACGGGUACAUGGUGGUUAAUGUCAGUAGCCUUUCAGUGAAUGAACCUGAAGGAGCCACAGACAAGGACACAACCAUUGGAUUCAGCCUGGACCGUACAAAGAACGACGGGUUUUCUUCCUACCUGGAUGAAGAUGUGAAUUACUGUAUUUUAAAAAAAAAGUCCAUCUCCGUCACCCUUCUAAUCCUAGACAUCUCCAGAAGCGAGGUGAGAGUAAGAUCUCCACCAGACGCUGGUACCCAGCUACCAAAGAUCAUCUUCAGCAAGGAUGAGAAAGUCCUUGGCCAGAGCCAGGAGCCUGGUGUUGACCCUGUUCCGGCGGGCAACCAGACUCAGCAGAAACAAGACGGUGGAAAGUCUAAAAGAAGUACGGUAGAUUCCAAGGCCACGGGAGAAAAAUCCUUUUCUGUUCACAAUAGCGAUGGGGCAGUUUCUUUCCAGUUUUUCUUUAACAUCAGCACCGAUGACCAGGAAGGCCUCUACAGUCUUUAUUUUCACAAAUGCUCCGGGAACGAACUGCGGUCUAGCGACGAGCUCUCCUUCAGCCUUGAUAUUGAGAUCACAGAGAAGAACCCUGACAGCUACCUCUCGGCGGGAGAGAUCCCUCUCCCUAAAUUAUACAUCUCUAUGGCCUUUUUCUUUUUCGUUUCUGGGACCAUCUGGAUUCACAUCCUUCGAAAACGACGGAAUGACGUAUUUAAAAUUCACUGGUUGAUGGCAGCCCUUCCUUUCACCAAGUCUCUUUCCCUGGUGUUCCACGCGAUCGACUAUCAUUACAUCUCCUCCCAGGGCUUUCCGAUCGAGGGUUGGGCUGUCGUGUACUACAUCACUCACCUUUUGAAGGGGGCACUGCUGUUCAUCACCAUCGCGCUCAUCGGCACCGGCUGGGCUUUCAUUAAGCACAUCCUCUCCGACAAAGACAAGAAGAUCUUCAUGAUCGUCAUCCCGCUGCAGGUUCUGGCAAACGUGGCCUACAUCAUCAUAGAGUCCACCGAGGAGGGCACGACGGAGUAUGGCCUGUGGAAGGAUUCUCUGUUUCUGGUAGACCUGCUGUGCUGUGGGGCCAUCCUCUUCCCCGUGGUGUGGUCAAUCAGGCAUUUACAAGAAGCGUCAGCCACAGAUGGAAAAGGUGACAGCAUGGGACCUCUUCAGCAGAGAGCGAAGUUAACGUGCCUUUCAUUUUGUUCUUUCUUCUCCCUAGCUGCUAUUAACUUAGCAAAGCUGAAACUUUUCAGACACUAUUACGUUUUGAUCGUAUGUUACAUAUACUUCACCAGGAUCAUUGCGUUUCUCCUCAAACUGGCCGUUCCGUUCCAGUGGAAGUGGCUGUACCAGCUCCUGGACGAAAUGGCCACGCUGGUGUUCUUUGUCCUAACGGGAUGUAAAUUCCGUCCGGCCUCAGACAACCCCUACCUGCAGCUCUCUCAGGAGGACGACCUGGAAAUGGAAUCAGUAGUGACGACGUCAGGGGUGAUGGAGAAUAUGAAGAAAGUCAAGAAGGUGACCAAUGGCUCGGUGGAGACCCCAGGCGACUGGGAAGGCACCGCGUGAUGGAGCAGCCUGGCGGCGGGGACUGUCGAAGAGAACAUUUAAUUUAUUAAUAGUCCUAGUGGUGACCGGGGGCGGUCGGCACCUCCCGACGGUGACACCACAGAGCACGUGGCCGGGAACAAAGCGCCACGGAAACCUAAUUUUUUACUCUCUUCUAUGGAAACUGGACCUGUGGCUGGUUAUAGGCAGCUAGAAAUCUCCUUCAGGUGGGAAUGGUUGCGGGGGGCAGUGUAGCCAGGAGGAGGAUAAAAGGAAGACUCUGUUUUUAAUUUAUAUUUCUUUCUUUUUUUCACUGGGAACUCUCCGGAAAUAGGUAGUCACGCCCCAGGUGUGUCACGGCAGAGACCUUGGGGGAGGGGGCAGGGGGGCGGCGGUGCGAGGCCCGAGCUGGUCACGGCUCAGGAGCAGGGUCGCAGGAGCUGAGCACGGGCUGAGGAUACAGGGACAGAGAAGGGAAAGAGAACGUAUCGUCGCAGCUUUGGGGGACAAAAAGGAAUGAAGUUAGGUUAUUUUAGAAAGCAAAGCCCAAGCCCAGUUUAGUUAUAUGGAGCCUGCCCCAGGAUUCCUGGCCCUGAGUGUCACCCCAGACCUUGAUCCCAGAUUCUGAAAGUGACCAGGAACCAGCAGCUCUAGAGGCCCGGUGGUCGUCUUCCCAAAGGGGCUCUGUCGUCUGAGGGCUGAGUGUCACUGUUAGAGUCACGGCUCUGGGACCGUGGUGGGAAGUGCUUUUCUUGAUUGAAGGGUAUUUAGUGUUGUUUGACGGGUGGGCAGAAAUGUAUUUUUCAGCUCAAGAAGCAUCAUCCAGUAGGGUUUCCUCAAACAGCUGGCUCCUCUGACCGCCCAGAGCAGGGCCACCUCGCUUCCCUCUGUGCUUGUGUUCGCGUCUGUCUCGUGUCAUCAGAACCCGGGGAGAAAUGGGGAGGAAUCUUCCUUAAGGAGCAGCUGGGGGCAGAAAAUGUAGUGUUUAAGCAAGUACUUAAGUACAACUCAGUCGUCAUCAUUAAAAAGCUUUUGCUAUAAACCGGGUAGGCUUUCCAACAGGAACGGAACAGACUCGUGCCUGUAUCCCCGGAGCGUGCAUGCGAAGAGAGCAGGUGUGGUUGAGCAGAGCUUUACCCUCAGGGACUGGCGAUGGCGACGGCGAGUUCUUCCUCAGACCCCGCAGAGGGCCCCUCCCAACUCCCAGAGCCUAGAGAUGGACACAGGUAGCCGCUUCCCGGGGGGACCGGUGGUGCAGCUGGUAGCCGAAGUCAUUUGGAUAACGGGACAAGCUCGGAACGUCCGCUGUGACGCAGGGAAGGUGGGCUUGGCAGUGAUUUCCCAACGUGGUUUCGGUCGCACGGGCCUGGGGCAGGAGGCUGAAGCGCGGCCUCGUCGGGAAUGCUCCCGGGGUACCGGGACCCCUUGCCUGCCUGGGCCUCUCGGGGGUGGACAGCGGCCGUCUGCUGGGGUGGUUUUCUCACCCCUGGCUUGGGGGAGUCCAUCAGAAGCCUCAGGACUUGGGGGUGGCACUCAGGACCCCAGGCUUGGGCACCUGAGCAGAGUCCUCAGAAAGCGGUUGUUUUCCAUCUCCUGGGCCGCUUUCUCUCCCGGAUGAAGGGGCAGGAGAGUUUUCACGUGCUCACCUUAGUCCCCUCUGUGGUCUGUGAGGCUCUUCCUGCUCGAAGUUCUGUCGUGGCCAGGCCUGUGGUGCAAGGAGGCUCCUUCCCGGGCCGCUGCCGCUGCUGACCCUGCCACAGAUUAUAGGGAAGGGGCCAUGUGUCUCCCCACCUUCAGGAGUGAAGAAAUCUGCCCAAAGUAUUUACUUAAGGGAACUUUUCUCUUUUCCUCCCUCCCUUCCUCCCUCCCUCCCUCCCUCCCUCCCUCCCUCCCUCCCUCCCUCCUUUUCUUUCUGUCUCUGUAGUCAGGUUGGGGCUACAGGACAGAAGAAGCAAGUUGCAGGGAGGACGGGAACAUUAAGACUUUGCUUUCGUGGCAUAAACACGGUUCCAGUGCUUCUGAAAUGUGUCUUGUGCUGUGGCCCAAACCCCCGUAGGCGCUUCCCUCUGAGGGACGCGUCCGCUGUUUGUCCUGCGAGCAGGUGUUCUGGAGCAGGCCGUCGUAGACUUCUUGGCAGGACCCAAACGUGCAAUGAAAGCUUCCCCCUGGAAGGGUCCCCGUGGAAGUGAAGCAAUGAGGGAGCGAGGGAGGAGGAGAGCGGCCGUGGGCACCGCCGACCUGACGGCCGUCCCGGAGCCGGCCGUGGCGCCCGCCUCCCUCUGGCAGAGCUCGAGCCUCAGCCACCACGGCGCGGCGUGAGCCAGCACGUCGGGCUUCUCUGUGCGACACGUGUGCCUCUCGGCUCGUGCACACCGCAGCUGAGUGGCCGCACGUGACCACCUGACCCCUCCGGAACCGGAAGGUGCAGGCGAGAUAAGGCAGUGAUUUAGGAAUAAAGGCUGACAAGCGGGUCGUCUGCCCGCAGCCCAUGUUGUAACUGGCAGGUGUGAAGUGAGGCCAGGGAUCAAGAAGAAUCAGAACCCCCGCCCAAGAUCGGGAAAACUGGUUCUCCCGCAUUUUUACAAGUCAUUUGUGCUCUCCAUCCUGUUCUGUAAAAAUAUCCUGUCUUUGUCCGUCUCGUCACGUAGUAGCUGUGGCCGGCGUUCAGCUCUGCCCCCGAGGGAAGGGCACCGACCCGACCGAUGGGUUCCAAGCCAGGCAGGUGCACCGGCCCCUCCAGCAGCCCGGUAUUGACAGCUACGCCGGCUCCCUGGGACUCGGGGCUGCAGCGGUUAAGCCCUUCAGUAUUCCCGGGAUCGGGCCGGAGGGACUGGGUGCACAUCGUGGAGUGAUCGGCAGUAUUUAUAGCUUUGUUUUGUGCUCCCGCUGCCCAUUUCUGCCUACGCGUGCUACCCGUGCUUCCUUUGAGAGCUCUGCUGUGGACGGGAAGUGCGGCCGGCGGCGAAAGUUCAGGAAGUAAGGGGGUCUGUUUUCCUCCAAUGAGAUGUGUGCGUUUUGCUAGAAAGCUACUACUUCGACGAUAAGAACAGUCAUCGAUCUCUUAAUCCUGGCUCUUAACAGUGGCCGGGGACUCCACCAGCCUCCUUGUCGGUUCCUUGCUGCUUUAAAAUUUCAGUAGCAGCGCACUUGAACCUGCCGAAUGCAACUCGGGUGACUCGGAGGCCCGUUCUCCCCUUAGGAGGUGCUUCCUCUAGUGUAAAAAUGGUUUCUCAGGUCAUAGCCUGAGUCCGUUCCGUUUUCUUCCAAGAAACCACUUUGGAGUAAACUAUCCAGGUUUGGUUUGCUUUCGCCCGGACACAGCCGGCCAGCCAGCCCCAGCAGCGCCGUCGCGUCGUAAGUCUGCUCCGGGCGCCUGUCGAGGCGAGAUUUCUGCGCCUGCCUUACGAUCUCAUCGGGAUAUCUGCUCUGUCCUGUUCCACAGCUGCCCUCCUUCCUCCCCCUCCGCCUCCCACUCCUCCUCCUCCUCCUCCUCCUCCCCACACCUCUCUUCAUCCCCCCUCAGCCCACGGCUAUCAAUUCCACGGAGGCUCCGUCUGGGAAUACGGGCCAAAGGCUUUGGUGCAUUGCAGCAUUUGCUCCCAGUAGCUGUGUGAAGGAUGUACUUCCUGAGCUAAGGAGAAUUUUGUCCAGAGCGUGGGUACUAUGCUGUGUUUUAUGCUUUGGACCCCUGCACUCAAAUGUAUGCUUAUUUAAUGCUGAAGAGUCUGUUACCAGGAGCCAGUCCUUACGGACCAGGAAGAGUGUGAAAGAUGCCUGUUUGAACUGCGAGUGGCGUUCUGGCCGUCUCCCACAUCCUGUGGCAUCGUCUCCGAGGAAGGUCCUUAGCACGUUUGGCGGUCCGAUGACGUGGUUGUGGUCCUGCUCCACAGCGCCCGUGGAACAGCGGAACCAGUUAUGGCUCGUGCUCACAAGGCGCCGAAUUUCACGGGAGGCAGACCCCAGCCCCCUCCUCGGCCCGUUCCCACGCUCCAUGCUCCCCGCUUUGCUUCCCCCUGACCCGCCCCGGCCUUCUCACAGACUGAGGGUGUGCUGAGUGCACGGCGCCCCUGGCCUCCUGCCUGUUCCUCCUGUUCAGGAUUCCGUAAACGAGUAGCUUCCGCACGAAAGACGUUAGGCUUUGACUUGCUCCUUCUUGGUCUGUCGGGAAGGUAUUCAUCUGGAACAUACCAUAUGUUCCAAAAGAUCGCUCUUUACUCCAGGUUUCUCCAGGGUGUCUUGGGCUGGAGGUCUUUAAAAGAGACCCUCCUGAGUUGAUGCUAAUACUUGGCAUGCCUGGAAUGUGGUUCCUGAUUGGCGUACUGACCACUCCAGGGUCCGCAGGGCCCUUCUCUUAUAGCCUGGCGUUGCAGCUGUGCCCCGCUGUAGGGUUUGUGCUUGAAAAAUGCUUCUCGGUGGUUCUCUGCUAGGGUGUGGGACAUGUACAUCCCCUGAGGCACCGUGUGAGGGAAGCAGGCUGGCAGAGAGGGACCAGGCGUUCUGGGAGCAGGGAUCUGGUCGGGCUGCACCAGGGACUGUUGGAAUUCUGGGGGCAGGAAGUCUGCAGGCAGGCCACCUGGGAAGGAGGAGUGCUGGACCAAGUCAGCAAGGGUCAAAGUGAGACAGAAAAGCUAACUCACUUCCAAAACAGUAAGCUGAUUUCGAGGCAAGCCUUGAGGUUUUGCGGUGGACAGCCAAGUCAGACGGGCGGGGGGCGGGGCAGAGAGUCAACCUUCUUAGCAUUUAAGACACUUAAUACAAAAGGAUCCCCAAAUCUUGUCCACGUGGGGGCGGUUCUUGACGCCCUAAGCAGCUUUUGCCCACCGUAAUUUGGAUUUGCCUGGUCACGUGACCUCCAAAGAAGUCAGACACAUCCAGUCCAGAAGUAAGUUUCAUUUGGGGGACAAAAUGUCUGUAAAUAUCAUUUGCUUUUCAGGUUAGAUUGGGAUGCAGGAGUUUGCAGUAUUUUUUUUUUUUUUUUUUAACACUGCUGAUCACGGAAAAGUAUUUAUGUAAACACGUAACGGGUGGGGCUUCCAAUCAGGGUGACGUCUGGGAUGGAUUCUCUUGCUGUGAUGCAAACAUAGUACAAUAAAGAUUCUCUGACGGAAA
Molecule: messenger RNA, 7027 nt
Organism: Neofelis nebulosa (Clouded leopard)
Lineage: Eukaryota; Metazoa; Chordata; Mammalia; Carnivora; Felidae
Gene: GPR107
Product: G protein-coupled receptor 107
Exons: 19
Coding region: 200-1939 (579 amino acids)
Biological process (GO): clathrin-dependent endocytosis
Cellular component (GO): clathrin-coated vesicle; membrane; Golgi apparatus
Molecular function (GO): clathrin heavy chain binding
Source: RefSeq, a predicted model, not a curated record